Molecule: messenger RNA, 1598 nt
Organism: Acanthaster planci (crown-of-thorns starfish)
Lineage: Eukaryota; Metazoa; Echinodermata; Asteroidea; Valvatida; Acanthasteridae
Product: SRR1-like protein
Cellular component (GO): cytoplasm; nucleus
Source: RefSeq, a predicted model, not a curated record
AAAGAUUAUGCUGAAAAAAUAACAACAUGACUGACUGCAGCGGUACCGGCAGCGAUGCAGAUGGCUUCACAUUUGUUGCAAGAAAAAAGAGGGGCAGUCGGCCCAGAUUUAGUGAGAAAAAGAGUGGAGGGAAAAGGAAGGGUAACCUCGAGGUAGUCCAGUCUACAAAAGAAAGCAGUAAUAUCGACAAAGUGGCCAUUGAAAAGAAAAUUUUUCUUGCGAGGGAGGAAUUGCAGAUAAGUGACUUCUAUAGGAGUUUUCAAGAGUCACUCUUUGCUGCUUUGAAUGAAAAGAGGUCAUCUGCAGUUGAAAAAGACAGUGGAAAUAUUACGGUAGUAAAUCAACAGAAGGCAAGCUAUUCAUCUUCAGAAGCAAAGGCCCCUGGAAACUACAAUAAGAACUUACAGGAUACUCCAAAUGGUGGAACAGAUUUGAAUUCAAAAACAGCAGAAGAUGGACCGUGUGGGAUCAGGACUGAACACGAUGAUGAUCCAUGCAGUGCUCGCCAAGACAGUUCAAAAAUUGACAGCAAGAGCUCCGAAGAUGACUUUGUGGGUAACCAGAGAGAUGAAGUCACAGAGAUCAAGGGUCCAGCCAGGGAUGGGGUUGUCAGCGGGUCAGUGCACACUGUGGUGUGCUAUGGACUUGGCAACUUCACAGAUUGCGCCAUUGCGAGGUACCAGCUGGCAUUGCUGCUGCUCAUUUGUGAAGGACUGAAGAUCAAGUCCUCUGAGUGUCAUGUGUAUGAUCCCAGAUUUACGGCUGAAGAGAUGCAGAUAUUGUCAAGUCUUGGCUUGGACAUCAUACCACAGAAUGAGGAGUGUAAGAGAGUAGCUAGUGAGCCAACGCUCUUCUACAUGCCUCAUUGCGGCAAACCACUUUACAACAACCUGCUGUGGGCUAACUGGAGUGUGGAAGGACUUGCAGGCAUCACCAUCAUCGGCAACAGCUUCAAGAAUAUCCAAGAAAGAUUACCAAGCAGAGUGUUGCAAGACUUUCGUUACUUACAGCAGAUUGCCCCACACGUGAGGGAGUUCCCCAUUAAAAGCAACUUUCGUUUUAUGGACAUUUUCAACGACACGUCCAUCCACGUCUUUCCGCAAGAGAGGCUGCGGGAAGUUCCCUGCGCAUUCUGGGAUAGUCAGGACAAGCCGCACUAUGAUCUAGAUGCAGCGACUGAGAUCAUCCUUUGCAAGGAUGGGCCACCUUGAUCGGUUCACACACAGCCUUGGGGGAGGUGCCGUGACAGCACCCUCAUGGUGAUUCAAACUGGUUGUUACUCAGCAGCUGUUCAUUGGAGUCCGGCAGGCUGCGCACUCGACGCUCCCUCACACACGACUAAAGACAGACGGAGCCAUCACCCGCGUGCUGUGGUCACAACACUCGGGCAAAGACGCUAUUGGUUCUUUUGUUUGUUCGCCUUGUCAAGUGAAAAUCAAUCAUGGUAACUUUGCAGAGUAAGAAUGCGAUCAAUUGUAGGUAUGCUGACCCAGGGGAAAAUCUUUGUUGGGAGAACGGUAAAGGGUGCACUCUGUCCCACGUAUUGGAACACCGGUCACGCGUAUUGCCAUGUUUGGUAAACCAGCUACACUGAUUGU